AUGUUGCCAUUCCUCUUGGUGCUGGCUACGACCUGCGUGACUACCUUGGCUGCCACACCGUCAUCAUGGAGUCCGGACGUUCAACAGCUUUUCGGCGACUCGAUGAAAUGGCUAGACAUGAAUUACGACAGCAACGAGGGAUAUCUCUAUGAUCUCAAUACUCAGGAGGCUCUGCGCCACGAAACUCGCAGCUCCGCCUGGUACGCUCUUGGUCUGUUGGCGAGGAACGAGAACAAUGACGUCGCGGAAGCCGAGAAAAUUAUUGGGAAUGUCAUUAGGGGCCAAUUCAAAAACACAACACAGCAAUGGUAUGGAACGUACCAAAAGUAUCCAGAGGAGCCUGAGGUCGGCUCGCCGCUCUACUCGGCCAAAAUCUACAACUCAUGGGACCCAAAUUGGCGCGGAUUUGUUGGAACAACCUUUAUCAUCAUUCUGGAGGAGUACUCCGAGCUUCUUUCUGCGGACACUCAGAAGCUCAUCCUAGAUUCGCUCGUUCACACAGCGAUAGGGGACUCGUACAGAAACGGGGGACAAAAUGGCGAUAAUCUCUACCCGUCAUAUAGCAAUCCGGCUAUCAUGAGGGCGUUCGUGUCAGGAUGGGUUGGUCGCAAAACAAAUGAUCAGAACAUGACCUCUGCAGGUGAAGCGUACGCCAACGAGAUCAUCGCGCUCUUUAACAAGACGAACACAUUGUCCGAGUUCAAUAGCGCCACAUACACGGGAGUCUCGGUGUUUGGCCUUACUCUCUGGAGCACGUAUCUUCCAGAAGACUCUGCCAUGUCACGGAUGGGACCUGUGAUGCUCCAGAAAACAUGGGAUUCACUCAGUCAGCUUUGGCACCCGACUAUGAAGAACUUGGCUGGGCCAUGGGAUCGUACCUAUGGAUACGACAUGAAUCGAUACGUUAGCAUCAUGGCCCUAUGGUUUUGGGCAUAUCUGGGAAAGAAUGCAUCCUCUCUCAUCAGCCAGCCCCAUCUAAUGAGCCACUCACCUGAUUAUGCUUGGGGACCGCUUGUUGCAGUGCUGGCAGACACACAAGCCAAGCACUUGCCAGAUAACUUCUUUGACCAGUUCAAGAAGUUCGAUAAAGAGCGCACAUUCACCGCUCAAGCUUAUUACCCACCCUAUGAUCUCGAUACAAGGAACAUCACAACCUGGAUGUCUGAAAAAUUGACCAUCGGAGGCAUGUCCUUCAACCAAACCGGGGUUGGCGGCCCAGCUGGCACCACCAAUCCUGUGGUAGUGCAGUGGAUAACCGACGAUGAAGUAGCCUUCCUAACUCUACGCCCUUCGGAGAAAGCCCUACAGACUGAAGUGUCGCCAGGGAAGGUGGUGCUUUCUUACCCCAGCGGAAAUGCUGACAGCAAAUUCCAAAUUAUUGCGACUACCUUCAAGGGGAGAAAAACGUUGGCUGGCAUCAAACACAUGCAAGGGAUUUCAAUGACGCCUUCUGGAAACAUCAACAUGGCGUAUGUUACAAAGUUUGCAGGUGCCAAUGGUGGCGAAUUAAGCCCAUCCAAUACUUUUGAAUAUUGGAGUUUUACAUGGUCUAUGCCCGCGGGCUUCACCGGAGUACCUCAGCUGAUUCUUGAAUUUGAGGUUUUAUAA
Messenger RNA from Clonostachys rhizophaga, 1608 nucleotides. The record is from the annotation of a GenBank genome assembly. Lineage: Eukaryota; Fungi; Ascomycota; Sordariomycetes; Hypocreales; Bionectriaceae.